AUGGCGGUAGCUGCAUCGGUAGCAGCUGCAAACAAACAUACUAGUAAUAGUAAGAAUAUGUCAGAGUUUAGAUACAAUUCAAUCACUUCACCGCACACUGAUAUACCAACAUCGACAUCAACAUCAAUCACAGACCCAUCAACCAACCUAUCAACUAGUCCAUUAAAUUCACCUCCAUUAUCACCAUCACAAUCACCAAAUAAUAGUUGGAGUGAUUAUAAACAAUUUAAAGAUAUAAUCAAACCUUCUUCAACGUCUUCAACGUCAACAACUCCAACUUCAACAUUAUUAAAAAAUACAAAUAUAACAAGAAAAUCAACAACAAGUGGAAACAAUUCAACCAAAGAUCGUCUAAGUAAAUUUGUAUUGCAUCUUGCAAUUAGUGACUUUUUGGCAGCACUCUUUGUACUAGUGUCACGUAUCAUGUUGGCUAAAUUUGACAAUGACUUUAUUAAAUCACCUGAUCGAGUAGUUAGAAACCCUGGUCUUUCAUUUUGUACUCUAAGUUCUGGAUUGGUUGGAUUCGCAUUCUUGUCUUCUCUUUUAUGGACAUUAUCAAUUUCAAUUAAUAUUUAUCGUUUAUUUUCAAAUUUUAAAAAGAGAUCAUUUUAUAUUUAUUAUGUAGUUUGUUGGAUAAUACCAUUCUUAUUUGGAAUUGGAAUGAUGGCAACAUCAGAUAUAACAACAGAGGAUGAAUUAUCGUGGUGUACAAUCAAUCGAUUAUCAAUGUUGUUUUUAUUCUAUAUUCCAAUGGUUGGUUCAGUUAUAUUAUCAAUUAUUUUCACAUUUAAAAUUAAAUCUAGGUUCAAAACAUUAAGUUUAUCUUUAUCAAAGGUUACAAUUACAAAUUUAAAGACAAAGAUUAUAAAUAGAUUAAAUUUAUUUACCAUUGUAUUUAUUAUUUGUUGGAGUAUGAGUAUUAUCAAUUUUGGAGCAAUGUUGAUCAACAAAUGCCAAAACUAUUAUCUUGGGUUUUUUGCUAUAUCACUUUCACCUUUGCAAGGAUUCCUCAACUUUUUAUGUUAUGCAUACUCUAAUUUGGAUAUUAUACGUGCAUUAUUCACUUCAAUCAAACAACAAUACUUUGUAAAAUCACAACAGAAAAAAGAAAAUACCUCAAGACCACCAAUGGUCCACAACGAUUCAUUCCACAGUCUAUCGAGUAGUACUGGAGGUUCAAUAAGAAAUUUUGCAAAGUUUAAUUUAUUUUCAAAGACUCCCUCCAAUUUAAACUCAUUAGAAACAGAAACAACAUCCCUACUUUCAAAUUCUUAUAAUAAUAAUAACAAUAGUAAUAAUCCAUCAGCUUCUUCAUCCUUUGAUCAAACAAAUCUAUUGUCUGAAGGACAGGAAUUAAAGAAUGGAAUUAAUUAA
Messenger RNA from Cavenderia fasciculata, 1374 nucleotides. RefSeq names its product G-protein-coupled receptor family protein (gene crlD). Gene Ontology annotation, molecular function: G protein-coupled receptor activity. The coding region runs from base 1 to 1374 and encodes 457 amino acids. Gene Ontology annotation, biological process: adenylate cyclase-activating G protein-coupled receptor signaling pathway; cell surface receptor signaling pathway. The transcript has 3 exons. NCBI's taxonomy places the organism in Eukaryota, Evosea, Eumycetozoa, Acytosteliales, Cavenderiaceae. Gene Ontology annotation, cellular component: plasma membrane. The record is from RefSeq and is a predicted model, not a curated record.